Vitis riparia (riverbank grape) is the source of this 3495-nucleotide messenger RNA. RefSeq lists its product as uncharacterized. The record is from RefSeq and is a predicted model, not a curated record. Gene Ontology annotation, cellular component: nucleus. The transcript is spliced from 5 exons. Lineage: Eukaryota; Viridiplantae; Streptophyta; Magnoliopsida; Vitales; Vitaceae. The coding region runs from base 304 to 3219 and encodes 971 amino acids. Gene Ontology annotation, biological process: DNA-templated transcription.
CACCGCUGGCUCUCUCGAAAUCCCGAUCCAAGCAGAUCAUGAUCGCUUUCCAUUAAACGCAACUUCGUUACUUUCUUCCAUCAAACCGCCGCCACGCACCCUCCUAGGGUUCCAGUGAUCCUUGAUCUCUCUUCAAAUCGCUUACCGUUCGACUCUCUUUACUGGAUUUCACACAUUUCAAAGCUUCCGCAAUUCCUAGGGUUUAUGCGUUCUUCCUAGUCUUCCCAAUUUUCUUUCUCAGAUAUUUGGUCAGAAUGAUUAAUUACACAAGUUGAAGCUUGUUGGGAAUCAGAUUUAUAAAAUAUGUGGCACAAGAAACAACAGAAUGUUGGUUUACCAGGUCAGGUGAGGCAUCCUGAAAGGAUUGAGGGCGUUCAUCUGGAGAACAAAAUUCUCCUAGCUCAAUCAGGAAGUUCUGAUACAAAUUUUCUGUCUGAGUCAUCAAGGAAAAGGAAAUCAGAAGCUUUGGAUCAACAAGGCAUUGUUUCUGAAUCAGUUCUCAAGUAUAACUUUUUUGGAGAGUCAAAUUUGCAGCACAAGGCUGGUUCACUUUUUGGGAUGAAUGUACAAAGUAAUGCUUCUGUGUUGUUUUCUCCCCAGUCCACAGAACCAAUCAGGCAUCAAUCUGAGAAACGUCACUUUCAUGGCCAGAAUGAUCUUGCAGUAACUCGGCAGGUUAAAAAUGUGAAUGAUCAUAAACCUGGUAUUGAGAAAAUAAGCAGUUAUUCUGUAAGUGUACCACCUCAGUCUUCCUGUCAAAAAGUUCCUUCAACCUUGAUUGAGAUGUUGAAUGGGGAGAUCCUGAAGGUACCAAAUUGGCAAUCCCAAGCACGUUCAUUUCUGAAUUCAUGCAACACAACCACAGAAAAGGCAGCAGUUAAUCCUGGUCUUCAAGAUUUAACAGGUUUUUUUGGGCACAGGGAUCAUGUCAUCACAAACUAUUCUCCGAUGGAAUCGUACAAUUCACCAUCUGAAAGUUUGAGGCCCUCAGUACUAAUGCAGCAGAGUCUUGUUAAACCUGAUGGGUUUUCUGUUGAUGGGAAGUCAUCCUCUUACAAAUCCAGUAGGUUAAUAUCUAGUGAUUUGGAGCAAAGACAGCAUAGUUCAAACACACAGGGGCCUAGUGAUCUUAUAAAUGUUGGAUCAGCCUUUAUUGGGGCUUCUACAUGCACGAGAUUUGAACAAAAUGAAAAUUGUAGAUUAUUGCAAAAUGAAGUUCAACCAUGCAGUGCUGCCAAAGGUAAUGAUGUUGGGAGAGAAGGUCAAGAUCAUGGAGAUGGAAUGAUCAAAAUUAUGAAGAAAACAGAAGGAUCUGAUAUUGAGAACCCAAAGAAUUUGUUGACAGAGAGAACUUCAGCCAAAAAUGAUAGUUUGGGUAAUGCAGUUAUUAGACCAUGUCAGAGAAAUGACCAUUGUUAUGGUUCUAUUAGAUUAGAUGAAAAAAGUAAACCUCUUGCUGGAAAAGUAGCUCAAACAGUUGCUGAGAAGCUCUGGGAUGGAUCCCUUCAACUAAACUCCGCUGUAACUGUGACUACAGUUGCCUUCUUCAAAAGCGGUGAGAAGAUUCCUGAUGUCAACUGGUCUGAAUUUGUAGAAGUUAAAGGAAAAGUAAAACUGGAGGCUUUCGAAAAAUAUAUUAAAGAUCUUCCUCGCUCACGCAACCGAGGAUUGAUGGUUGUCUCACUUCACUGGAAAGAAGGAUCUUCUGCUAGUGGACUUGCAGGCAUGAAACAGGUUGCAAAAGGGUAUAAAGAAAGGGAGAGGGUUGGGUUUGCACAUCUCUCACCGGGUACUGAUAUUUAUGUCUGUCCUCGCAGUGAUGCCAUAAUCACAAUACUUGCAAAAUAUGGUUUCUUCAAGGGCAUGGCAGCUGUUGAAGACAAUCAAGACUCAUUGAUUGGUUGUGUUGUCUGGCGGAGAAACCAAAUACCUUUGAAUUCUGUUGUAAAAAAUUCUGAGGGAAAGAAAUGCUCCUUGUCAGAGAGGCCUCUGAAUUCUCCUGAUUCUUCUACCCAACCUUCUGAAUGUUCUUCACAAGUUGCAGAAAAAAAAUUGUCCCUUCCACAACCAGCUCAAGCUCCACCUGCAUUAGUAACAGGCAGAACCACUCUUCAGAGUUCAGGAGACAAUGAUACCAAGGGCAAGAUUACCAAAUCUACUGAAGUCCAACUUGAAGUGGGGAAUUCUCAAACUGGGGCUGAUUCAUUGCCAAAACCUUUAGUUCCAAGCAAAUCCUCAUCCACUUCAGGGGUACUUCAAACAUCCUCACAUCCCGAUUCUGCCUCUCACCAGGACCCCAUGGAACGGCUCUUGGAUGUUGAAGAUCCUCUUGUGCACAGCUCAGAACCAGAGAAACUGGAAAAGAGUUCAGAACUUCAGAAGCCUGUCCAGCCUCUCCCACCUGGUGCAAUGAAGCAACCUUUGCCUACUGAUGAUGAUGAUCUUCCUGAAUUUGACUUUAGAACUGCAUGUGGGGCUCCUCAAACUCCAACAGGCAAGUCUUUUGAUGCUAUGGCACUUGAAAGGAGGCUUCCGCCUGAAGGAUUUAGGAAAAUGGAUGUGUCAGUUCCACUAGUCAUACCAAAUUUGCAAUCAAUGCCAAUUCUCAACCAGAAGAGCUCUGAAAAUCGUAGUUUUCCAAGGCUUCAAACUGAUGCAGAUCAGGGCAUGCCUCUACCAAAGAAUGUCUGUCAUCGUGACUUCCAAAUCCCAGUCCAGCCCAUUUUGGGAGAGAGGUACAGUGUCCAAGGCAGAGCUACAUUGUCACCUGCUAAUGCUACUACAAUUACUUCAUCAAAGAAUCGUUUUGACAGCGAUGAUGAUGAUGAUGAUGAUAUGCCAGAAUGGUACCCCCCUAAUCUACAGGUUCACAAGCAGCCAGUCGCCGAAACAACUCAGCCAUCAACUACUGCUUUCCCCUCUAUGGUACCAAACUCCAGAUUUGAAAAUUUACCCCCAUCUCUGCCGAGGCCUACACUCUUCUCUCCAAUCACUGCUAGUAGUCACCUGCCAUUUCCUUCCCAAUCUCAUCCUCGUGCAUUUCAUGGCCCCAUAGCUACAACUCUGAAUCCAGCACAGCCAGGACCUGUUAAUGGAUACAUACAGAGAGGUCCAAAUCCUAUGAGGGGAUUCAAUUCUAGCCCAGCUUUAAGACCUCCGACCAACCCACAUGUCAAACUUCCUAUCCAUCCUACCGAUAAGAGGGGUUGGAAGCCAUGAACGAAUGGAGAGCAGGGAGCUAGUUGGUUGAGACCUCAAACCAGUUUGUGAACUUGGGGAUUUAGAAUCUUCCUUGGGAUGGAGAUAGACGUUUGAAGAAAUGUAAUUUUAAAAAAGAAAUCCAAUCUGUAAAUAAGUAGCGUUUGGAGGACCUUGUGUAAGGAAGUCAGUUUUGAAUUAGUGUGGUCAGUUUGUUUCUACUUUUAGUCUUCAUGUUUUUAGUAGUAUACAACACUACAAAGGUGAAUCAAAUUCUCAUCAUCCUUGUUCACCUUA